This is a messenger RNA of Trichoderma gamsii, 2385 nucleotides long. RefSeq lists its product as hypothetical. Gene Ontology annotation, cellular component: nucleus. The coding region runs from base 1 to 2385 and encodes 794 amino acids. Lineage: Eukaryota; Fungi; Ascomycota; Sordariomycetes; Hypocreales; Hypocreaceae. Gene Ontology annotation, biological process: regulation of transcription by RNA polymerase II. The transcript has 3 exons. The record is from RefSeq and is a predicted model, not a curated record. Gene Ontology annotation, molecular function: RNA polymerase II cis-regulatory region sequence-specific DNA binding; DNA-binding transcription activator activity, RNA polymerase II-specific.
AUGUUUCGUUCUAGAACAAGUGCGCAGAAGCCCGAUGAUGGGCUGUUGGCAGACUUCAGGCAAAAGUUUCCAGAAGUCUCUACUGGAGUCACUGAACCUACCGCUCCAGCCAUCUCUCAAGCGGCAACAGCAGCUUUCAAUCCCAUUAUCAAUGCACCGACUCACGAAAGAGUACAUGUCGAACAUGAAGCCUUUCGAGACAUGGACCCAACACCUCGGGCUGUCAAUGACCCUUGGCGAUUUACACCAUCGCUCUUGGACGCCAGUGCCUUCUCCUUCAACCCUCUCACUCCUGGUGCUACUGGUGUCACAGGUGUUACUGGUGUCCCCGUUGCUGCCGGUGUACCCGUUGUCACCGGCGUCCCUAGUGCUCAAUCCUACUAUCCUCCUACUCCUGGAGGGUCUGGCACUUUGCUCCCGCAAGUGAUUGAGAUGCACCCUCCUUCUAUGGCUAUCAGCACUGGCCUGGAGACCCCUCUAUCGGUACCCACAACACUUGAUAUUAUACAACCCAGUGUUGAAGUUUCUAGUCUGGCAGCCUUUCCUGCGAUAGAAGCUCACUCGAUACCUCCAUUUGUUGAUCCUUUUGUUGUUCGGGGGCAUCCGCAUCCAGCGUUUGUACCGUCCGAAUUCGUACAUCAUGAUACAGGAUAUGAAACGAUGGAACCUGACGGAUCUCCAAUGGAUUCUGACCCAUCAGACGAACGAAUGCCGACGAUCGCCGCUGCGCUACCCCCGCAGCAACUGGCAGUAGUACAAAACGUCCAACCUCUUCCGCCAACCGCCGAAAAAUUCCGUUUCCAUUCGACUUUGAAUGCCCCGACAGCCAUGGUAAAGCAUGCCACCGAGAUUCCAGUCACUUACCUGAACAAGGGGCAAGCAUACACCUUAUCUGUCGUGGAUACAGGGGUUCAUCUUCCGGUUAGCCCUGGUACCCGAUAUAGGACGUAUGUGCGCAUAUCUUUCGAAGAUGAACAUCAGCGACAAAAACCAGGUGUUUGCUGGAGCUUGUGGAAAGAGGGAAGAGGGACAAAUGAAGCCCACCAAAGGGGAGGCCGGCUCCAAGCUGUCGAGUAUGUCGAAGCCGGUCAGCCUGUUGACGGCGACGACAAGAGAACUCGCAUAGAGCUAGAGUCGUCUUCCUUUGACUGCUUUUCUGUUAUCUGGACCCCAGGCUUGAAUGGCGCUGCUGAAGCUAAUAUUCCCGUUCGCUUCAAUUUUCUUUCGACAGAUUUCAGCCAUUCAAAAGGUGUCAAAGGCAUUCCUGUACGACUUUGCGCAAAGACUAGCCUCUUCACUGCCGAUUCGCUACCUUCGCCUCCGGAAGCCGCUCCUGAGAUCUGCUAUUGCAAAGUCAAGCUUUUCAGAGAUCACGGUGCUGAGCGAAAGUUGUCCAACGAUGUGGCUCAUGUGAAGAAGUCGAUUGACAAACUGAAGCAGCAAAUCGCGCAAGCUGAAGGUGGACUCAAAGACUUCAAGCGAAAAAGGAUGAGCGGCUUAGGCAAAGCAGGGAUGCCCGGCAAGAUACACAAACACAAGAGGACAUGGUCCAUGUCUUCAGCUAGCUCUGCUGGCGGCGCAGCUCCUCGACUCUCGUUGGAAGAUGACCUUCAGUACAAGUUACAGACACUGCAGGACAUGUUUACCAGCACGAGGCCGGUGAGCGUUUUGUACCUGCGGGGUGAGGAGCUGGACGACCCUGACUUGCACCCCGUAUCGCUACAGGGCGACGCGGCAUCUGGCAAGGUCGAGUUCUUGCGUGAAGGAAGCAUCUGGCAGGCUCGCAGCACCCACAGCUCUAUAGCUGGCUCAUUGGUGUCUCCCUCCCCAAGCUCACUCUCUCUAGCAUCUCAAGCAUCCGCUAUCGGCUCUGGCGUCCAGUGGCAGAAUUUUGACUCGACCGGCAUCAAGAGGGUAGAAAACCCCACUACAAUCAGCAAAACGGAAGACGAUGGUACCUUGAGUGGGUGGAUUGAAGCCCUGGGCGUCGACCCGUCUUACCGACCUCCUUCUGAACGGCCCGCGAAACCGAUUGCAUGCCUCUACAUCGCCCGCAUAGGACAGGCGGAGCCUGGAAAGAAAGAAUACCACAGGGCGAUUUACCUUUCCGCGCGUACACUCCAGGAACUCGGCAACCGGAUCGCCGCCAAGUGGGGUCUCGAUUCAUCUCGCAUCAUUCGAAUAGUACAUGCGACAAAGAUCGGGAUUGAGAUUGAAAUGGAUGAUGACGUGGUCCAGGAGCUGAAAGAGGGUCAAGAUAUGCAGCUGGAGAUUGAAGAAGUGAUUGAACAGCCAGACAUGAAGCGGGAAUGGGAGAUGUCGAUUGAUGACGAAGACGAGGCAUCUCCAUCGACAGCGGGCCUAAUUCUCCGGCUUAUUUACUGA